GAAAAACAACUUCCCUGUCUUCCCAGGACAUGGCUGGACUGAGUGCAGCUGGAGCUUACAUGGAGCACACAGAGUGUGCUCCACCAAGAAGAAAGGACUUGACAAAUUCCCUUGAACAAAAGAUAAAGCACUUGGAAAAACAGAGACAAGAGCUCCUGGAUGUCAAUCAACAGUGGGACCAACAAUUCCGAAAUAUGAAAGAGUUAUAUGAAAGAAAAGUCCUGGAACUGAAAACUAAACUGGCGGCCACAGAAAAUACUCACAACCUAGAGAAAGAACAGAAGCAAAGUGUGACAGAGGGCGACAGGCAGCUCGAGAAGGAAAAGGACAUCUUAAGGAAAGAAUUACAAGCACUGAAGAAGGAGAAUAAGCUGUUGAAGGAAAACAAUGCUCUGGCCAAUAGGAAGAAAGAAUAUUAUGCAUGUGAAAUUAAACGCCUCAAUAAGGUUCUUCAAGAUGCCUUGACAAUUGGGAGCUCUUCAUUUUCUGAGGACUCAGGGAAGUGUAAAGGCAGGUGCAGCCAUGCAGAGAUGAGAACAGAGGUGGAAUGUCACAAGCAGCAGCCAGACUAUCAGUGGAAUGCUCUCAACCAGCUUCCUCCACAUGUACAGCACAAGCCACAUGGUUUCUCCUCAGAAAGGAAGUUCAACCUGUAGAAUUACGUUAGCAGACAAGCACAGAGGGCUGAACUCUCAGCUGUAACCACUUUGCUUCUUCAGGACAUCUGUGAACGUUCUCCUUUGAGAUCUGCUCUCAGUUACCUUCUCGUGGCCCUCAUAGGGGAAAAGUAAGGACCACUGGGACACAGUAGAACUCUACAGAUAAAUCGAACUUCUCUCCUCAAAUGACACAGGACUGCUGAUUACACGCUCCUCCUCACAACUCUCCUCAUCUAAGCACUGAUGGGCUUGUGAAAGUGACUCCAGGAUUUGUAUGACUCCAGCUCUGGUGCUGUGAUAUUAUAGACUUAUUUAGAAUGAACAGAUCUUAAGCCAGGCACACUGGUGCAUCUUAUAAUUCCAUGGGAAGUUACUGCAGAAGGAUUGCAAUGAUUUCAAGACCAGCCUGGGUUGAAAUACAAACACCACAUAAGCCAAUUCUGCAUCUCAAAAAAUUAAUAAAACACCGUGUAGUCCCUGGAAGAAAACUUUUUUCCAUAAUGGCUAAGUUAAUUAUUCAGUGGUUUGACAGUUGGACUAGGUAAUAUGUUCAUUACUGUUGAACUUGAAACUACAUGAAUUUUAAUAGACAAUCAAAAGACUUAUAGACUCCCCUGACUAAAAGAGUGAGUCAAACUCAAUAAAAUGACAAACAUGAAACUA
Grammomys surdaster is the source of this 1322-nucleotide messenger RNA. It is a transcript of the gene Tnip3, whose product is annotated as TNFAIP3 interacting protein 3. The record is from RefSeq and is a predicted model, not a curated record. Lineage: Eukaryota; Metazoa; Chordata; Mammalia; Rodentia; Muridae. Bases 30 to 656 code for a protein of 208 amino acids. Gene Ontology annotation, biological process: cellular response to lipopolysaccharide; regulation of transcription by RNA polymerase II. The transcript is spliced from 8 exons.